AUGACCGCGCCGGACGCGAGGCCUUCAGGCUCCUACCUUGCCGCAGGCAUCAACGCCAUCUCGCCCUGGGGUUCGCGCAACCAGACGCCCCAGACCCAUCCCGCCCCCGACUCCGGCGAACCGCAGCCGCCCGAGCUCAACCUCACCCAGCAGAGCAGAGGAGCCGACCACACUGUGACCCACAGGCAUCGCCUGAGUCUGAAGAAGUAUCCGAGGGACUGCCCGCCGCUGAGCGUGCAGUGGUUUCAUGCCGUUGACAUCCCCAAGCGGAAAGCCCUGGUCUUUGCCAACAGCGCCAACAAAUCGGACAAGCCGCCGCAGCCGAAGAAAUGGAACCCCUUCUCGACCGGCGACUCGCGUGCCCUUGAGGCCACCUUUCAGAAAAUAUGUGACGAGGCCGAGGAGGCUGAGCGCAAGAAGCUGCAAGACCAAGGAGGUGGCCAGGAUACCGCUGGGAACGAGGAACCUGAGCAGUGGCAGAUCAAGGAGCGCAACGUUCGCUGGGAGAGAUCGGAGCCGAACGGCGUGCUCAAGGCCAAAGUCCCCGUAAACGAAGACUUCCUCUUCGACGUGGACGUUGAGGACCGGGAGCUGGCUCCUGCAUACUGGAUCGGUGCCGUAUACGAAGUGCGGAGAGGCACAUGGUUCUUCCAAGACAGCACCACGUCUCUUCGGCCUUGCGAUGAGAACCUAGCAAACCAGCUAGAGGAGGGCUACAUCAAGGUAAAACCCUGGCGCUUUGCCAAGCAAGAACGACCACGCUCCGCAUCACAGCCCAAAUCGCGUCCCACCUCCAUGCCACCCGGCGAAGAUCCGAAUAAGUCUAUGAAGGGUAUCCAACGGUCCGCGACGACUGCCUCGGCCUCAGGGGACUCCGGGCCAGACUCAGCACCCGAGAGCUCAGCACCUGAGCCCAAGGACCCCCAAGCACCGGAACCGCCCAAGACACACCGGUUGUUUGGAGCUCACAUGAACUCUGUUGUCACUUAUCAGGACUCUGCUACCGCAUGGCUUCUCACCGAUGAUUUUCUUUCGCGCAUGAGCAGCACUAUGUACCAACGUUUCGCUGGAGGCGGCCAUUUUGCAGGCGUCAAGAUCGUCCGCGGUUACGUGGAUCUUAAAGCUGAGAAGGAGAAGGAAAGGGAAAAGGCUAAGAAAAAGUCUACCAAGGAUGAGAAGGACGACAAAGAGACCAGCGCAGACGCCAAGGCUGAGGCGUCAACCAAACAAGAAGCAAAAGCCGUGGAAACGUCGUCUGGGGAGCAGAGUGAAGUCGAAGAGACUCCUGCUAACGCUCGUCGCCGGACGCUUGAGCGCCAGAUGUCGAAUUUGAUGGCUUCGACUGACCCCCAAGACCUCGAGAAACAAGAGGAAGAGGUCCGAAAACGCGCCGAGAGGGAGAUCCGGGAGGAUUACAAGGAGCAGGAGGGAGAAGAGCAAGGCCGUGAGAUCGAACAUCUCUUGCUUGUCACCCACGGCAUUGGCCAACGCCUGGGGAUGAGGAUGGAGUCGGUCAACUUCGUCCACGACGUCAACACUCUUCGCAAGACUCUGAAGUCUGUAUAUGCCGGCUCGGCAGACCUGCAGGCUUUGAACGGGGAGGUUGAUAAACUACCCAAAAACUGCCGCGUGCAGGUCUUGCCAAUCGUCUGGCGCCAUCUCCUUGACUUUCCCAAGCAAAGUCUGAAACAUAACAGGCGGGAGUUCGACCUUGGAGACGCUCAUUCGAUUGAGGAUGAUGAGUACCCUAGUCUGGAGAACAUCACGGUGGAAGGGGUUCCGGCCGUGCGGAACCUGAUAACUGACCUCGCCCUGGAUGUCCUUCUUUAUCAAAGUCCUGCUUACAAGAGCCACAUCUCCAAGAUUGUUCUCCAAGAAUGUAACAGAAUCUACAAGCUCUUCCAAGAUCGGAAUCCCGAAUUCAAUGGCAAGGUCAGCCUUGUUGGACAUUCUCUUGGAUCUGCGAUUAUGUUCGAUCUACUCUGCAACCAGAAGGAGGACAAGGCCCACGGGAAACAUUACAAGCACCAUCGACGAGCAGAAGACCUGAAGCUAGACUUUGACGUUGAGGAUUUCUAUGCCCUCGGCUCACCCAUUGGUCUUUUCCAGAUGCUCCAUGGCAAAACCAUCGCAGCUCGUAUUUCGCAGAGCAAACUGCACCCGGACUCUCAAAUGCAGACGGACGAUCCUUUCUUAGGGGACCCGGCCCGACCUUCAUCUUCAAGCCAGGAAAGCCACUUCGAAAUCACUACUUCUUCACCGAAGUGCCAACGCAUCUUCAACGUCUUCCAUCCCACCGAUCCCAUCAGUUAUCGGCUCGAGCCUCUGAUUUCUCCAGCCAUGUCGGCCUUGAAGCCUCAGCCGCUUCCUUACACCAAAAAAGGCAUCUUUGGCGCUCCUGUCGCGCAGGGUCUGACCGGCAUAGGUGCACGCGUGGGACAGAGUGUUUCUGGCUUGUGGUCAAGUCUCAGCUCGGGCAUUGCGAGCAGCCUGCUCAACCGAAGUCUUGGGCUUACUGCGGAUGAUGCAUCUAAACUCGGCAACCCGAUUGCAAGCCAAUCUCGCGGCCCUCUCUCUGCUAACACAGGCAACGGCGCGUCCAACCCAGCCGUCUCCUCAACAGCAGCCGCAGCUUCUCUACAGGAGAACAGUGGCGCCGCCACAGAAGCUGCGAACAUAAACGAUGACAAGAAACGCAAGUUGGCGCAAAACCAACAGGGCAGCUCUACCGACCCGACGACGACGCCGACCAAAGUCGAAAGCGGGGAAGAGGGCCAGCACCCGCCAACCCUGAUCGACUCGGAGCUGGAGACGCUUUACUCGGGCUUCGCAAAGGAGCGCGGCGAUGCCGAUCCUCGCGAUCUUGGCGAGCAGCGCGAAUGGCAGGAGAUUGAGGAGCGCAGCCGCAAGCUGAGGCGCGAGGAGGCUAAGGUCAGGGCGUUGAACAGCAACGGGCGAGUGGAUUACAGCAUUCAGGAGGGCGCCUUCGACAUCUCCCUGCUCGCUAGUAUCGCCUCUCACCUGUCCUACUACGCCGAUGAAGACGUCAGUCACUUCAUGAUCUCUCAGCUGCUAGCUCGGCAUCGUGUGUUGAAGAAGGCGAGGAGCGCGCCGGACUUCAACAAGCAGUGA
Molecule: messenger RNA, 3132 nt
Organism: Diplodia corticola
Lineage: Eukaryota; Fungi; Ascomycota; Dothideomycetes; Botryosphaeriales; Botryosphaeriaceae
Product: ddhd domain-containing protein
Exons: 3
Coding region: 1-3132 (1043 amino acids)
Cellular component (GO): cytoplasm
Molecular function (GO): metal ion binding; glycerophospholipase activity
Source: RefSeq, a predicted model, not a curated record